CCCCACCUCGGCGCACUAGCCAGAGUCUUGAUCAAUAUUAGCUGUAAAGAAUUCGAAACCAGUCAUGAACAUUCCUAGUCCUAGUCCUAGUCCAUGAGUACUCUACCCUCUAUACCUACCAUAAUACACGCACACAUUUUAGUCUAAAAGAGUUAGCCAUUUGUUCUAACAAUCUUCUUCCAACUAAGCCGCCUUCGUCAUUAUCAUUUAUUAUCCCUUUUCAACUCCCCACACACCGUACGUCUCGUCACUAAUCAACCACACAUAUUUAUCUAUAUAUAUAUAUACCCACACCACACCGCACCAUUCAAAUCCAUUCCAAAUAGAUAUAUACUCUUCACAGAAAAAAAGAAAGUAAACAAAUGGAUGAAUCACACACACAAACCCAGAUCCAGGUUGUGGUUGAAUCACCCAAACUCAUCAUCAACAACGACACAGCAUUAAAUCUUCAUAAUAAUAAUAAUAAUGUGAAGACGAAGAGUAGUAGUACAAAGCAACCCAUAUUAUCAUCUAUAUUAACCAAGUUUCACGCUGGUUACUUCCGAAUAAGCAUGUCACUCUGCAGCCAAGCAUUGCUAUGGAAAAUCCUAGUGGAACCAAACGACGACGUUCACUCAUUACGACAAGUGUUUCGCCUGGUUCCCUCAACGGCCUUCAACUUCUUAUGGUCCUUAGCUCUGUUCACGUUGGUCUUACAGUCCCUUCUCUACAUCCUCAGAUGUUUGCUACACUUCCAAAUGGUUAAGACCGAGUUUCUUCACCAAGUGGGAGUCAACUACCUAUUCGCACCGUGGAUCUCCUGGCUUCUUUUGCUUCAAUCCUCACCCUUCGUUACUCCCAACACGCUUUACUACCAAGUGUUCUGGUGGGUUUUUGUCGUCCCCAUUGUGGUUCUCGACGUUAAGAUCUACGGCCAGUGGCUGACCAAGGGGAAGAGGUUUUUGGCGACGGUGGCUAAUCCAACGAGUCAGCUGUCGGUGAUCGGGAACUUAGUGGCUGCUCGGGCGGCGGCGGAAAUGGGGUGGAAGGAGACUGCGGUGUGCAUGUUCUCGUUGGGUAUAGCGCAUUAUCUGGUUGUUUUUGUUACUCUUUAUCAAAGAUUAUCCGGGGACAAUGCCUUACCGGCGAUGCUGAGACCGGUCUUUUUCUUGUUCAUUGGAGCUCCAAGCGUGGCAAGCUUAGCUUGGUGCUCCAUUAGUGGCAAGUUUGAUAUCGCUUCUAAGAUGUUCUUCUUCCUCUCGCUCUUCCUCUUCAUGUCCUUGGUUGCAAGGCCAGAAUUGUUCAGGAAAUCGAUGAAGAAGUUCCACGUGACAUGGUGGGCCUACUCGUUUCCGUUGAGUUUGCUGGCAUUAGCUGCAAUUAAGUAUGCAGAAGAAGUAAAGGGAGGGAUAGCACACGCAUUAAUGGUAGUUUUAUCGGCACUCUCAGUCUUGGUGUGUGUGGUCUUAAUAGCUGUCACUGCAGUUAAUUCAAACAUUUUGUUACCACCAUCAUCAACUUCUUCUACUACUAGAAGUAAUACUAAAACUUCAAGUAUAAGUAGUACUAGUAGAUGUGACUCAAGAUAGCAAAUACAUAUAUAUUAUAGGUACUUACUAGCUAAUACUAAGUAGUAACAUAUUUAGUAUAACUAAUUAAUUAAUCUUUUGUUGAAAUAUUUGUUCGUAAAUAUGUAUAAAUUUUAUUGGGUUUGAUUAUGACUUUAUUAGUUAUUAAGAUCUUGACAUCAAUAAUGUAGAAUUUUCUUUUUUCUUU
Messenger RNA from Cannabis sativa, 1755 nucleotides. Its product is annotated as S-type anion channel SLAH1. The transcript has 2 exons. Bases 363 to 1568 code for a protein of 401 amino acids. Gene Ontology annotation, cellular component: membrane. Gene Ontology annotation, molecular function: voltage-gated monoatomic anion channel activity. The record is from RefSeq and is a predicted model, not a curated record. Gene Ontology annotation, biological process: transmembrane transport; intracellular monoatomic ion homeostasis. Lineage: Eukaryota; Viridiplantae; Streptophyta; Magnoliopsida; Rosales; Cannabaceae.